This is a messenger RNA of Orbilia oligospora ATCC 24927, 1431 nucleotides long. RefSeq lists its product as uncharacterized. The record is from RefSeq and is a predicted model, not a curated record. The coding region runs from base 1 to 1431 and encodes 476 amino acids. The transcript has a single exon. NCBI's taxonomy places the organism in Eukaryota, Fungi, Ascomycota, Orbiliomycetes, Orbiliales, Orbiliaceae.
AUGCAACAAUCCUCUGUCCUCAGACGAACACCGGGCAGCUUCAACCUCAGAGAUCGUAUUUCAAAACCUGGCAGGCCAUCAAAGGAGCUUCAGAACGAGAUAAAAAAAUUACUAAAUGGUUGUUCUCCCCAUGACAUUAUCGAACACUCAUCUCCAGAAUCUCUACUACCCCUCCUAUCGUGCUUCAUACGCUUAAAAUCCAGUGACGAGGAAAUAUGCACUUUUGCCUCCCUUUGCGAGUUCUCUGAAUUCACGACAAAGUGUAGAAAAUCUGCCGGUCCCGGGAAGAUAAUCCAAUAUCUUCCUCACGAGACAGUAUCAGAGUAUUCCACACUUCUAGAAACAUUUCAAACUAUCAUACUGCGUGAGCGUACUUCUUUUGACGUUCUACGUUUCAUCUUUAAGGAAGAACUAGGAGUUGAUGAAAGCUCACAUGAGACCAAAAAGAUGGUGCUGAUGGUUAUAGCAGAUUUACCGUUCAAUGUUACGAAUUGGACAAAUAUAUGGGUAGGAUUGAUACAGGGCCUUUGGGGGGGAAUUUGGCAGACUACGUUGUUUGUGAGAAGGUUGAGGGAUGGGAAGGUUCUUGGGAAGAACAUAGAGUGGAUACCACAUGUGGCGAGAGAGAUGCAAUGGGCGCAAUGGCAAAUUAAACGGAAGGCCGAGGAGACGGACGAUCGUAACUUGCGUCUACGGAUACAGGGGUCUGUGGGCCAGAAUGGUUUGGCAAGUCGAUCUUUACAGGAUGGACACACCGGAAGAAAAGAGAGCCUCAAUUCAGUGUCAGAUACUAAUAUAUUGGAUGUUAGACCGCCACCGAUAUUGAUAUCACCCCCUAGUCCAAAACAAAACCUUGAGGUGGUGAUGCCGGCGCCAAAAAUCCCGGCUAAACAAUCGGCUAAUCAGAGGAGGUUUCCCGUACAUGUACGCGAGCAAAGGCGACCAAAGGUAAUAUACUACUCCCCAUCGCCUCCAAAAUCGAAGCCGAAACCAGGCCCAAACGCGUUAUCGGUCACAAAGCCGAAGCCUUCAGAAAUAGACGUAAUGAUAGGAAAAUAUGCACAACUCCCACGGGUUAAAUAUGAUCAAGAGGAACAGAUUCGUCAGGAACUAGCUCGGCAGCAAAGAUCCGAAGAAGAGUUUAACGUACGACUAAGGAAAAAGUACCACGAAGCUAAGAUUAAAGAGAAAUUGGAUGAGAUGGCCAAAGAUACUGGGUUAAUAGUUGAGGGGAAAGCGGCGAAGAGGAAGAGGGAUGAGGAUAAUGAGGCCGGGAAGAUCAAGCGUGCAGGAGCGAUAGCUGAGCUUAAUGAGCUUCAUAGACGACUUUUAGAACAUGAAAAGGAACUUGAGGAUAAUAGUUUUGAAAACUGGGCCGGGAAGUUGUUGGUUGAGGAGACUGAUCGAGAAGAAGAGGAGGAAACUUGGUGA